GCGCCGCGUCAAGUCAAAGAACAUCACAACAACAACCAACCCAAGUCUUCAAUACUUGAACUUUGGUUCCACUGAUCUCCACCACACCUUCACUGAGUGUUGUCGCCAAUUUGCCAUUUAUCCAGUUCUACAGUUUAUAUAUUCAAUAACGCCCAUUUAUCAGCCUAUUAAUUUUAUCUACCCCGGCUGUUGGCGCGCAUUCGUAAACUUGGCUGCCUGCGUUGAUCUGCGGCGGGAUUCGUUGGUUGAUGGCCGUGAUGACUUCACUUCCAGACCACAACGUUCUCAGGGAGAAGUCGCACCCGGUUCCAUCCUCGGACAAGAUGGCUCUGGAUCUGGGCAUCAACGGUUCCGCAAUCCACGAUGAUUCAAACCACGACACGACUCGACCCGGAUCCACCCUCACCUCCAAACCCGAUAGUACACCCGACGCCGUCGCUUCAGUAACAACUGUCAAUGGUGAUCAUAACGCGAACGCUGUUGCAGUAAACAACGCUGUGGAAAGUUCGCAUGGUGUCGCUGGCGCGCAAACAGAGGACGCGCCGCUUGUCGCCGAGAUCAUGGAGGAGACGAGCACCGCACCAACCGAGGUCGCGCAACCUCUACAAUCAACAAGCGACGCGACUUCUGCCACUGCACCUUCCCUCGACAUUGCAACUCUUUCCGCUGCCGACAACCAAAUCGAAUUAGAGUCGACAACAAUCGUACCUCCGGUUGUCUCUGCGACAGAGUCCGAUCUAAGAGAGAACCCAUCACCAGUUACACAAGAAGAAGCUGCUGCGAUCCAGGACGCGAAGACAGAUCGCGAUCUACGCGACGAGACCGAAACCCCGAACGAGCCGGUUCCUACAGCAGAAAACGAACAACCUCAACCCAGCUCCUUCAACACCUCUGUGGGCUCAAUAGAUCCACUCCCAUCAUCCGAUCCAAUUAAACCCGCGAGCAUGUCGAACCUCGAUCUCAACACCAGCUUUCCAAGCCCUGCCGUGCCAGUUGCGCCAUCCGCUGCUGAGCCCGCUCGGGAAGACACCGAGAUGGCUGACGCGCCUCAAGCACCAUCUAAGGUGUCGCGCGAACGCGAAGAAGAUCCCGAGGAUGAGCCAUCCGCAAAGCGUACCAAGCUCCAGGGUGGCGAAGGUGUUGCACCCACCGAUCUGCCAGCUGCGCAGAAUGGCGUUUCUACCCAGGCUCCUGCGCCUGCCAUCAAGGACGAUGGACCACUUACACCAUACCAAACUAAGGAGAUCGGAAAGGCACUUAGAUCGGCCAAGAGCACAAAGGAUGGCAAGAACUUCAAAGCUGCAGUCAUUGACAUGUGGCCAAUCCUGAAAGAGGGCUAUUUAGCUAAGGUCGAGAACCCAAUCGAUCUCUCCAUCAUUGAGCAGAAGGCCAAGGCGGGCUACAGCUCCAUGGCGGACUACAUCAAGGAUGUUGAGCUCCUUUACCAAAACUGCGUAACUUUCAAUGGGCUGGAACACGAGGUUACCCGUUGCGCCAUCAACGUUCGCGACAGCCUCAUGAGCAAGCUGCCCGCCAAAGAACCUCCGAAGGUGGAGAAGAAGAAGAAGGCUACUCCAGUCCCAUCUGCGCCACGCCACGUCCCGGAGAGGCGCCAAUCUCGCGGAGCCCACACUGGCGGUGCGGGGUCACCUACGACUGCCGGAGGAGCUGCGCAAACCUUUGCACUAGACCCAUCCGGAACGCCUCUUAUCCGCCGCGAUUCCACGAAGGCAGGAGAUGGUGGGCGACCAAAGCGUGAAAUUCACCCACCAAAGUCGAAGGAUCUGGUGUACAAUGCCAGACCCAAGAAGAAGAAGUUCGCGACGGAGCUCAAGUUUUGCGAGGAGGUCCUCAAUGAGCUCAAGAAGCCUAAAUACCAGGGUAUCAAUGCCCCAUUCCUCAUUCCUGUCGAUCCCGUGGCGCUUGGUAUCCCGGAAUACUUCAAAAUUGUGAAGUCGCCCAUGGAUCUGUCCACCAUCACGGACAACCUCAACAGCGGACACUACGCAAACUCCAAGGAUUUCGAGGCUGAUAUCCGCCUGAUGUUCAAGAACUGCUACAAGUUCAACCCACCUUCGACUGCAGUUAAUGUCAUGGGACAAGAGCUCGAGGCCUUUUUCAACUCUGAGUGGCAGCGCAAGGGACAAUACCUCGCUGAUCACGCAGUUUCCAGCGCUGCCACCCCCGAGAGCUCUGGCGAAUCUGGAGAUGAUGAGAGUGAAGAGGAAGAGCCCGAAGAGGACCACAACUCCGGCGCAGCAAACAUUAUUCAAGCUCGUCUCGUUGAGGAACAGAAGAAGCUUAUCGAGAUCAUGUCUGCGAAGAAGGCUGACCAGGCACUGAUCCGCAUGCAACAAGAGAUGGUCGCCAUCGUCCAGAAGCAAGUCGACGAGGUCGCCAAGCGCUCAGCCGCGAUCAAGAAGUCCAAGGCCAAGCCCGCCAAGAAGGCCGCUGGUGGCAAGAAGGACACCAAGGCCGCCAAGUCUAAAGGCUACCGCCCCAAGAACAUUGGCUUCGCCGAGAAAGAGCAAAUCUCCAACGGCAUCGCCCAGCUUGAGGGUCGCCCUAUGGAGCAGGCCAUUGCGCUGCUGAAGAAGGAUCUUCCAGACCUCGACCUCGAGAACAACCCCGAGCUCGACAUCGACCAGUUCAGCAACAGCACCCUGAGCAAGCUGCAUGAUCUCAUUCAGCGCUAUGCGCCUCACUGCAUCCCAGCGCCUGAGCCGCGCGCUCCACGCGCCCAGAAGCCCGCGAAGCCCAAGAAGAACAAGCCAAUGAGCAAGCACGAGCAGGAGAAGAAGAUCGAUCAGCUCAGACAGCUUGAGCAGCAAUUUAAGCGCCACGGCUCGUCGGAAGAGGCUAAAGUUGUGCCUUCUGUCGAGCAGUACAUGUCUUCGUCUGGAGAUGAAUCUCCUUCUGACUCGGAGGAGGAUUAGAUCUUGAGAUGCACUGCUAAUGCACGCCGCAAUCUUGCUGCACAAUCCGCCGCUUGCGCUCUUCUUGUACAUCGUUCGCCGCCAUCAAUCACAAUUACUCGCUGCCACCCCUGGCUCCGCGCGCCGCGCACCGCCAAAGUCCCACUGCUAUAUGAUCCGCCGACCCACGUCAAGAACUCGGCCCUCAGUUUUUCAAACCAUGCACGCACGGCACGGUGGAGCAGGGAGAGGAAUAUCUGUAUUUAUAGGAUUCGGUAAAGUUGUCGCCAUCGCUACGAGGGGAUGUAUAUUAUGUCACAAUUAGCUUCUUCAAGGGGAGGACAGAGAUACGGGGAGGAGGUAUGAGGAGGAUCUUGGGAGAGAUGAGAUGAGCUGGGGUGGGACGAGGAGCGCCAGACCGAGCCUGCUGAUGGUUUUCGUUGCGGAUGUUUAUUGCUUCUCCAGGCAGGCAGGGCGACUUGCGGAGUUGAAUCUGGACGGAGUUGAUGGGACGGGGGUGCUACUAUCUGGGGGUGAUUACCUGGUUGUCUGGCGUGGGGAGGGGGUUAGAUGUCCUUGAUGCGAUUGCUGAGGAAGUGGGAAGAGAUAGCUACGCGAUUUGCAUCGUCCCUUGGCCUCGACUUCGCGGUCCUACUAUGAUCAAUGGAUAUGGAGACCAAUCGCUACCAGCGCAAGCAAAUCAAAAAUGAAGAAACUGACA
This is a messenger RNA of Pseudogymnoascus destructans, 3636 nucleotides long. RefSeq lists its product as uncharacterized. The record is from RefSeq and is a predicted model, not a curated record. Gene Ontology annotation, cellular component: nucleus; chromatin. Lineage: Eukaryota; Fungi; Ascomycota; Leotiomycetes; Thelebolales; Thelebolaceae. The coding region runs from base 249 to 2936 and encodes 895 amino acids. Gene Ontology annotation, biological process: chromatin remodeling; regulation of DNA-templated transcription. The transcript has 3 exons.